Electrophorus electricus (electric eel) is the source of this 3345-nucleotide messenger RNA. It is a transcript of the gene creb3l2, whose product is annotated as cAMP responsive element binding protein 3-like 2. The record is from RefSeq and is a predicted model, not a curated record. NCBI's taxonomy places the organism in Eukaryota, Metazoa, Chordata, Actinopteri, Gymnotiformes, Gymnotidae. Gene Ontology annotation, biological process: regulation of transcription by RNA polymerase II. Gene Ontology annotation, molecular function: DNA-binding transcription factor activity, RNA polymerase II-specific; cAMP response element binding.
UUCUAAGUUCUUAUGUGAUUGGCUUGGACUCGGCUCAGUAGGGCGGGUUCUUGGAGGUUGAACUGUAUGUUUUGAUGGCUUAAAACUAGUUUUCAGACAGGACGGAGAUAACGUUAAUGCUCCCCACCAUGUGUGAUGGUGCAAAGCAAGCUUUGUUUGCUCUGAAACGUUAACCGAAAAGCGUGUGGACUGCAUGUUUGAGUGGUGAAGCGCGUUUCCCCACCCACACAUUCCUGUCUGCAAGGCGUCAUACCGGAGGAAACGGGGAGAGUCGCUCGCGAGGCCAGCCUGGUUUGUCCGUGCACAGGCGGAAUCUUCCACACACCAACUUAUUAGACUUCCCACGCCUAACGUUUGGAAAGCCAGUGAAGAAAGAAGACUUCACCGUACGAGCCUGUAUGAACUUUUGUCGAGAGAACUGGAAGCCGUGGUUCCGUGUCGCUGCUGUGGCUCUUGUGGUCUCCGCGCGUCUGUGAUUAGUAACGCGAGAUAUGGAAACGCUGGACAGUGCCGAGCCGUUUCUGCAGUGGGACCGCAACCUCAGCGAGUUGUCGGAGACCUGUGAACACGACGCUGUCCUCUACAGCACGCACUUCACCGAGCUCCUAGAUGACCUUUCCCAGGAGGCUUUGCUGGGUCAGUUGCUGAGUGACCCCUUCCUCUCUGGGAGGGGCGGAGCCAUGGAUGUGGAGGAGGAGCUAACCCGUACCUCUCCGGCACCACCACCUAUCCAGGUGGAGCACAGUUACUCACUGAGCGGCGACUCACGGCCGCAAUCGCCACUCUGCCACCUGCUCGGAGAGACGGCCAGCGAGCUCGGGGACUCGGAUGGAGAGGAGUGGCUUAUGCAGAAGGGGGGCGGGCCUCUGAGUGUAGAGCCCCUGCUGACCAACUCUACCGCCCUGCUGCCUGCUCUCACCCUCACACCACCAAACACGGUGACCACGGCCACACCUACACUCCCGCAUGCCCACCAGGUCAGCCUGGACCAGGUGAAGAAGGAUGGUGAGAGCUCUAUGCCACAGGUUAAACUGGAACCACAUGAGGUUGACCAGUUCCUGAACCUCUCCUCUAAAGUGCUGGAGCGUCUCCAGAUGCCCCCAACGCCCCCUAGCUCUCAUGGCAGUGACACCGAAGGCAGCCAGAGCCCCGUGCACCCCUGUACCCACACCAGCCCUGCGCAGAGCUCACCAGGCCUGAGGGUGGUGCCUCGUACCCCCACCACGCCCUCCAGCUCCCCCCUGCUGACUGCACCACACAAGCUCCAGGGUUCUGGUCCUCUGCUGUUAACAGAGGAGGAGAGGCGGACGUUGAUCGCGGAGGGCUACCCCGUGCCCACCAAGCUCCCGCUCACCAAGUCUGAGGAGAAAGCCUUAAAAAAGAUCCGCAGGAAGAUUAAGAACAAGAUUUCUGCUCAGGAAAGUCGUAGAAAGAAGAAAGAAUACAUGGAUGCCCUUGAGAAAAAGGUGGAGACAUGCUCCAAUGAGAACAAUGAGCUGCGCCGGAAAGUGGAGACUCUUGAAAGCACCAACAAGUCUCUGCUCCAGCAGUUGCAUGCUCUGCAGGCAGCAGUGGCAGGGAAGGUUCCUCGCUCAUGCAGGAUAGCCAGCACACAGACCUCCACGUGCCUCAUGGUAGUGGUGCUGUGUUUUGCUGUGUUCCUGGGAAGCUUCUACCAGAGUCCCUGUUCAACCAUCACAAAGACUGACUUGUCCAGAGAAAUCUCCAUGCAGGAGUACACUGCUACAGUGAAGUCCAGAAGUCUGCUGGAGUAUGAUGAGCUCAGUGGGGUGGAUGAGGCCCACCUCUCUGGACUGGGCGGGGACUAUCCAGAGUGGGACGGCCAAGUCAAUAUUCUGACAGCAUGGCGCCCAGAGCCACAGCACAGACAGGCGGAGCCACAGGCAGCAGAGCCCCACCCACAUUUUGUUCCCAACAAUGGAUCCAACAUGCAAAAUGGCCUUCUCAUAGACCUGCACACACACAGGACAGGGGAGCAGCGGGUAAAUGAGAGUUCAAAGGUCAUCGAGCUGGAGAGGCGGGCGAGUGAGCCGUCGUGAGGGGCAGGCUCCCGGACUGCCUGCCUGCGUCUAUGAGCCUGUCUAAAGCUUUGGUCCCCAACGCUGCUUGCGUUCUUUUUUCUUUUUCUUUUAACCAAAAAAAAAAAAAAAAAAAAAAAAAAAAAAGCAAACAUAAACACAACAAAAAUAUUUUUAUUUCAUUCCUUCAAUAUAUAUUGGAUUUUUAUACUAUAUUUUAUGCAUAUUCUUUUUCCUUUUUUUGGUAUACUGUACAUAGCAGCUUUAGUGGAGUUUUCUUUUUUUUUUUUUUACCUCAUAACUACUGAUAAAGGGCUUCUCUGGUCUGUAGUCAUAACUAUACUACAGACGGCUGGGUCUGUGGUCAUAGCUGUACUACACACGGCUGGGUCUGUGGUCAUAGCUGUACUACACACGGCUGGGUCUGUGGUCAUAGCUGUACUACACACGGCUGGGUCUGUGGUCAUAGCUGUACUACACACGGCUGGGUCUGUGGUCAUAACUAUACUACAGACGGCUGGGUCUGUGGACAUAGCUGUACUACACACGGCUGGGUCUGUGGUCAUAGCUGUACUACACACGGCUGGGUCUGUGGUCAUAGCUGUACUACACACGGCUGGGUCUGUGGUCAGGGAGAGAGUUUGUGUGCUGUCACUUUCUCCCACUGACUUCAGAUGCUAUGUGCUAAAAUCAUAAAACUGAAACGUGAAAUUCUCAACAGAAAUGACACACAAAUGAAACAAGGUUUUGUGUUUUAUGAAUACAGAUUGUGCUGGUGGGUGACUUUCACUAUGAUGUUCAGUAAGGGAAUAUGAGGAUUAUUGGUGUAUGAUGAUCAGUUUUGGGGAAAUCACCUUAAUGGUCCUGAAAUCUCCACUCUGUCCUGUUCACAAAUAUCAGUCUGAACUGAUUGCAAAAUGACUCUGACAUUUGGAAGGAUCGAUCGGUCAGCCUUCAGUCAGUACACACAUUCUUAACAAUCCUACAGUUUGUAAAUGUCACAAAUAUUUUCCAUUCCUAAGACCAGAAGGAGAGUUUAGUGUGUUGAACAUGAGGUGUUCCCACCCAAUUGUGGUCUUCAUUUUCACUUCACUACCCCUCACUGUUCAACCUGUUUUUGGUUGAGAUGUUCUGUGCAGAACUGUUGUGAUCUCUGAUGUCCAACUGCCUUCAGAACCAUAUCACUAACCUUAAAAGGUUCCAGUAACAUGGUGAACUCACUCGCACUGUAUCUCCAAAGAAUCUCUGUGUUUAUUUAUUUUUCUCUCCAUCCCUGUAAGGUCAGAGUUUGUUCAGGAGUCUUAUG